CACGACCAUAUAUACUCCACAUUUGGCUGGUCUUCCAUGAUGCUAGGCGACGGGUUUCCUUCCAGGGUGUGUGACUACAACAUGUUAUUGCAACCGAUACAAUUCGUUGUGUCGACCCUGCUCCAGCCCACGGCCCGGCACUUUUGCAAGCUCGAUGACGUGGCAGACUGCCACGAGUUCAUGCAAUCCAUCGAGGCGGACGAUGCGUUCCUUGUGCUGCGUGCGGCACUCGAGUACAUCAAGCUCACCCGCUCCCUCUUGCGUGUCUGCGACGACUUGUACCAGAACGACGAUGCACCUAGUGUGGAGGAGGCGUUGGGGGAGAUGCGCCAGGUUGCUCUCGAGUCGCCACUGAGCUCGACGGCGCUGGGCCAAGCUAGCCAUGCCAGCCCUAUGAAACGACACGAGUAUGUCCAUCCGUUUCGGCAACACAACGACAGCAGUGCUGACACUUGCUUGCAUACGGCCCUUGAAGGCUCACCUGAGAAGCAACGUACGUUGUCGACGUGAGGUCUUUUGUUUUACAUAUGUACACCCAUGACAACGACGCCGAAGGUGCAGACGGGCGACCGGCGCGCCACUGGCUCCAACGCCUCCAAGACGUGUUUGCAUUGAGCUUGCCGUCGCCAUUCGCUAGAGACGAUGACCCAGAGGUCGACGAGGCCGCCGCGCCGUUGGUGAACUCUGACGAGUUCGCACCGUUGCCCGAGCUUGCGACACAAAACGCUGACAAUGGUGGCACGUCCCCCUCGUCGUUGCCUGGAUCUGCUACCAAGGGGAAACUGGAUGGAGAGCCCCCCCCACUUGUGGUCAACACCAUGCAAUCCAUGGUGGAGUUCCCGUCCAACCUCAAGCUUCAGUUCCAUGGGCUAGUGACCGUGGCAGACUUCGCCAAGGCGCGCGAGAACCACCGAGCUGCGGUGGUCGUCCUCACGCAGCUGAAUGGGUUCGACGUGAUUGUUCGAGCUACAGAUGCAUUAGCCACAAGCCAUAAGGCGCAGAUCAUCACGUUGUCUCUUCUGGGCAACCCAGACAUUGUAUCGUCGUGUGGGCAGUUGGUUCCAAGGGGGGAGUGUCGCCGACUGGUGAGGUCCGCCAUGUUACAGUUCCCCACCAGCGGUCGCAUCCAGGGCCUCGGGUGCCUUGCACUCGCUAACCUAGCUACCCAUCACCUUGACAGUCCAUCAUCCGUAGACCAUGAUACGUCCACUCCGAUGGAGGCAUGGGACGUUGACAGCAGCGGCGUGGACUUGGUUGUCGCUGCCAUGAAACGCUUUCAAGAUGUGGAUGCGAAUGUGCAGGCGGCGGGCGCGUGGGCUCUCGCGUCCAUCUGUCGGCAUCAUGAGGAUCUGGUGUAUGCUGCGUUGGACGUGGGGGGAUUGAGUGCCGUGGAGCGGUGCAAAGUGACGUUCCCAGACGACCCGCGCGUCCAAACCAACGCCGAGCUGGCCAUCGCGCAACUCCUGCAUCGCCCUGUCCCGUUGCUCCAGAACGACGGGUGUGUCGUCCAAUGAAAAACGCACGCAUCGUUCGAUUUCAAUAUCCCUCAGUCUACUUUGGACUUGACAUUCAAUUUUGUUUUCAUCGCUCGUAUACGAUGUGAAUGCGUAGACUUAACGUUAGUACGUACCAGUACUACCAUUGGUAAUACGAUAAUGCUCGGUAGUAACAACUGUGCAAAAUUGGC
This is a messenger RNA of Aphanomyces astaci, 1687 nucleotides long. RefSeq lists its product as hypothetical. The transcript is spliced from 6 exons. The record is from RefSeq and is a predicted model, not a curated record. Lineage: Eukaryota; Oomycota; Saprolegniomycetes; Saprolegniales; Verrucalvaceae. The coding region runs from base 528 to 1514 and encodes 328 amino acids.